This is a messenger RNA of Scutellospora calospora, 727 nucleotides long. The record is from the annotation of a GenBank genome assembly. NCBI's taxonomy places the organism in Eukaryota, Fungi, Glomeromycota, Glomeromycetes, Diversisporales, Gigasporaceae.
UUAAGUAUGAACAAUACUGAAAAUGAUAUAGAACCUGGUAAGGAUGAUAAUAAUGAUUCUACAUCCUCUGAUUCUUCUCAAAGAGAAAAACAACUAAGUUAUAUUCUUACUGGAGAUAGUGAUCGAGAAAAAUUUUUUGAAGAGGAUGUUGAAAUCCUUCAGUUUAAUGAAUUGUCAAAUCUUGAUAUAAACGAAAUUGAUUCUGCAGAAGAUGAUGACGAAGAAAUGGAUGAACCUACAAUAAAAAUUUUAUGUAACAUUUCUGAUAUUUCAUCUACAUUACUAUUACAAAAAGGAAACGAAAAUAAAAAAGAUGAAAGAAUUAUUAAUGCAUUAAAACCACUUGAACUUGCAACAAGAUUCUUUUCAGGAAGUAAAUAUCCUACUCUUUUAAUAAUAUAUCUGACAAUCCGAGAAUUGCAAAAUCGAUUCAAAGAUUUUAAUAGCGUUGAAAUUGAUAACGAAGAUUAUUGUGAUGACAAAUUAGACAUAUUAGAUUCUGAAAGUGAUGAUGAAUUUUACUCACCAGAUUCUGUAUUUUACAAACAUGAUACUUGUUCACAUACACCACCUGAUCUCGAUAAAAUCGAACAAGAAUUUAAAAAUGCAAUUUUUAAUUCUUUAAACAAAUAUUGGUAUGAUUUUUGUGAAGUCAGUGACAAUGAACUGAAACAAGAAAUACCAUUAUCAGCAGAUACUGAAAUAAUGCAAAAUCUAUUUUUUGAAG